Metopolophium dirhodum (rose-grain aphid) is the source of this 4798-nucleotide messenger RNA. It is a transcript of the gene fzr, whose product is annotated as fizzy-related protein homolog. The transcript has 13 exons. Lineage: Eukaryota; Metazoa; Arthropoda; Insecta; Hemiptera; Aphididae. Gene Ontology annotation, molecular function: ubiquitin ligase activator activity; protein binding; anaphase-promoting complex binding. Gene Ontology annotation, cellular component: cytosol; peroxisomal membrane; anaphase-promoting complex. The record is from RefSeq and is a predicted model, not a curated record. The coding region runs from base 458 to 2281 and encodes 607 amino acids. Gene Ontology annotation, biological process: positive regulation of ubiquitin protein ligase activity; anaphase-promoting complex-dependent catabolic process; positive regulation of anaphase-promoting complex-dependent catabolic process.
CGUCUUUUAGUCUAACCGCUGUCCGCUGUACGCCUGUACGUCUCGUACCACCAGUCACCACUCACCGUCGUAACCGUUCACGAAUUUUUAUUGUUCGGUCGGCGAGUGGCCAAACGUUAUCUGCGUAUUCCGAUCGUCGAGUUGCAUUAAAUUUAUACGUUUUGCGAUAUUCGAUCUCGGCGAUUAGUAUGUCGUUCCGUCGGUCCGUUUGACGUGUUGUCCGACAUAAGCAAAUCGUACGUUACCAUAGUCACAGGCUGCCUACGUGAUAUACCUAGUCAGUCCACGUAGUAUAAAUAAAUUAAUCAUUGCGUAUAAUAAUUGUUUGCGUCGAACGGAGACGAAAAAUAUGUUGCCGUGAACCGGACUCGACACUUCAACUGCAGCCGCCGUCCGACUGACCGCCAACGACACCGAGGCCGAAGCGAAACUUUUGUUGCCAUCCAGAACAUACAAAAUGUCGAUACGUGAUUUAGUCGAAAGUGACUGCGGUGGUUCCAAUUCUUUAGUUAAAUUAUCCACGCAUUUCUUGCAAGACCACGCAUUUAAGGAUCAAGACCUUAAACAAUCAACUCAAACUGCAGAAAACAGCGAUCAACGUUUUUUAGAAUCAAGCACAGGAGAGUUGGCCGAUCAAUUUUUUAGUUCUGUGGAAAAUGAUACUUUUAAAAUGGAUGACCUUUUAACUGACAUGAGAAGCAUCGAAGGUAGUAGUCGUGAAAAUGCCUGGCCGACUCAAUUUACAAAAAAAUUUGAAAAACCGGACCAGCUGUUUGAUCCUAACAUUUGGAGCUCUAGAGACAAUAAAAUGCUUAUUAAAGAUGAAGUUGAUGAUUUUGGUUAUAAUUCUGAAUGGGUAAAAGAAAUAGAGCAAUCUUAUCAGAACCAGGAGAUUAAUGAUAUGAAAUCUCGUUUUGAUUUUGAAAAGAUUAAAGAAAAUGUAAUCAUCUUGGAUGACACCGUUUCAAGUGAUAAUUUUUUGGAAUCACAAAAUAAAAUGUCCAUUGAAAAUAGUAUUGGUAUGCCAAUCAAUAAUUUUGGAAUUGAGUUGUAUGGAAACCCGUUACUUGCCAAUCAAAAUUUUCAGCAGUUUAGAGGAUUUGGUCAGGGAUGGGACAUUAAUAAUUUAUCAAAUACAAUGAUACCUAGUACAUCAAGAAUAGACGAACCAAUUAUGGUUGCAGGGGGAUCUUCGAGUUUGGCUAAUCGAGUGGUCGAAACCAACGAAAGUGAAAGUAAUACCGAAAUUAGAAAUGAUCAGUCCAACUUCCAAUCGUUGUAUUCUGAAUUUGAGGAAAUGAAAAACGCCGAAAGAAAACAAGAAUAUACUUUUACACCGGACAAUGAGAUGGACUCUAUAGAAAAUCCACUGGCUGAGGGAAAAAGGCGUUUAGAAAAUGGUGAAUUACCAUCAGCUGUUUUGUGCUUUGAAGCUGCUGUUAAACACGACCCUUCUAAUGCAGAAGCUUGGCAACUUUUAGGUACUACUCAAGCUGAAAAUGAACAAGAUCAGCUAGCUAUAAAUGCGUUAAACAAAUGUCUUGAACUUCAACCAGAAAAUUUGACUGCUAUACUUUGUUUAGCGGCAUGUUACACAAAUGAAAGUUGCAGUUUACAAGCUUGUCGUAUGCUUAUGGAAUGGUUAAAUCAAAAUCCUAAAUACUCGGACAUUGUGAAAUCAAAAUACACAACUGAAUACUUGUUAACAAUAAAAAUGAAUUAUAUGUUUACUACAAAAUUAUAUGAAUCUGUAAAAAACAUGUACAUAGAAGCAGCUCAAAGGAGCUUAGAAUCAGGAGAUAUAGAUGUAGAUGUCCAAAAUGGAUUGGGCGUACUGCUUAAUCUUAAUAAUGAGAACGAUAAAGCAGCUGAUUGUUUUAAAGUUGCUCUACAAAUCAGACCUAAGGAUGCUCGUUUGUGGAAUCGCUUGGGCGCAACUAUGGCUAAUGGUGGUCGAUGUGAAGAAGCCAUAGAAGCAUAUCACAAUGCUUUACAAUUGUGUCCUGGUUUUGUAAGGGCUCGUUAUAAUCUAGGAAUUACUUGUAUUCAUCUUGAUACAUACAGGGAAGCAAUAGACCAUUUGUUAGAAGCGUUGAACCAACAAGCAUCAGCUGUGAGUACAACUUGUCAAAGUCCAGCCUUAUCAGAUACUAUUUGGAGCACAUUACGUCUGGCUAUUUCAAUGGCGGAACGUCCUGAACUAUUUAAAGCUGUUAAUGAAAGGAAUUUAGAUUUAUUAAAUGAAGAAUUCCGUAAUAGAGGAUUAUACCAAAGUUCAUAAUAUUCUAAAUUAAUAUUAAAUGUAAAGAAAAAAGUAUGUUGGUCUUGUUAUAUUUUAUUUUAUUGUUUUUGAAUAGGGAUAGUAAUUUUUUUUAAAGCAUAAAAAUGUAUUUGAUUUUUCUGUUUGUUUAAUGUUGACUAGUAUUUAAUUUUUCUCCACAGUUUUAUUUUUAGUAUGGGUAUGGCUUUUAAAUUUGUAUCAAUAUAAUAAAUAAUAAUAAUUAUCAUUAAUUUAAAAUUUGACAUUCAUGUCUAAAUAAUUGUUGAAUUUUUUGCUCAAAUUAUGUUAUAGGUACUUAUAUAAUAAUUAAAUUUGUUUAUAGUUUUCAAUAAAUCUACCCAUGUAAUAAUUAAAUAAAAAGCAAAUUAUGUAUUAACAAUUUUUAUAUAUUUUAUACCUAGUUAUUAAAAUUUAGGAGAAAUAAUACGUUUUAAACGUGUUCAGUAUUUAGUUUAAACUAUAUAUACAUACAUGGUAAAAAUAUUUAAAUAUAAAUAUUGCCAAUAUUUGAUAAGAUGUGAGUAUUUAUUUCUAAUAAAAUUAUAUUUUUAUAAUUUUUAUGUUUGUGUUAAUGCUGAAUUUAUUAAUAUUUAAUACCUAGUGAUAGUUUAUUAUUUUAUAUAAGUUGAUUAGUUUACUCAUGUAAUUGUUGAAGGGCAAUAUAGAAUUAUAAAAAACUAUUUAGUUUAUAUAGUACCUACCUCAUUAAGUUAGUUAAAACUGUUAAGAAAAUAUGUGGGUCACUGUAAUGGAUUGUGUUAAAUUUGAAUUCAAUGAUAUAAUAUCAUUGUGUAAGAAAAACGAUUCUGAGUGAAGACAGUCAUAUGAUAUUAGUAUAUUACUAAAUACCUUUAAUAUUAGCACUACUAUCGCACUUAUGUAAAAAGAAAAUUGUAUGUAUAUUAUCAAUAGGCUUAAAUAGCUUUUCCAGCUAGGAACGCCUUAAUAAAAAAAAAAAAAAACUAAAUACCUAUAUUUGAUGAUAUUAUUGUGAAUAAAGUAAUUUAUAUAAUAUAACCUAUUUACAUGGAACUUUGUUAUUUUAUACAUUUUAAGCUUAGCAUUUUAGAUUCUGAGCGGAGUAAUGAAUGUAUUGGUUUUACAAUGAUGUGUGUUUUUUAAAAAAAUAUAUUUUGUGUCUAUAUGUACACGAUAAAUAGUCGAAAUAAUGUUUCGAUUUUCGACUUCGGUAUCUUGUUUGAUGGGAGAGUGAAUAGUAUUUGUGUAAUGGAGAGCUCAAAAUUCCCAGUAAUUUUCAAAAGCGCCGUGAAAAACAAAAGAAAAAUUAUUGAAAAACUGGAAUUUUUUUGGUGUAACUCUAAAAUGACCUUAAAGAAAUUUUUACUGAAUGGUUUAUAUUAGCAUUUUGAAAUAUUUUGAGCUGUUUCGGAUAUUUUCAGUUUCCAAUUUUUUUAAUUUUUAUCUAUAAAUAUCAAUUAAAUGUUAUUUGUUUGGUAAAAAACUUGAAAAUUUAAUAGAAGGCUCCUGAUAUAUUGUUACAGUAGCAGUUGAUAAAUAUUAAAUAAAUACUAAGUCACAAUAUUUUUAUUUACGCAUUUAAAGUUUCUAUUUUUGAGAACAUUUAUUAAAUUUCAAAACGAUUGUGUAGUUAAAAAUGUAUAAAAUGUUCAAAUGUUAACGAUUGACAAUUUAAAACACUAUUCCCCACAAAUUGAUAAUUACUUUAUUCACAAUAAUAUCAAUUAGUAUACUUAGUAAUAUAUCAUAGGCUGACUAACCAUUUUCACUCAAAAACGUUUUUCGUACCUAUAGGUACAAUGAUAUUAUAUCGUUGAGACGUUGAAUUCAAAUUUAACACAUCCAUUACAGCGACCCAUUUGAUGCGCUAACUUGCGGUACCCACUUGCCCAACCAAAAAUGUUUGUAAAUUAAAAAUAUUUGUACCUGUUUUAUAUUGUAUGGAUUGAAGAAAUGCUAUAACUAACCAAUAGGAGAAUUUUUGAAAUAAUAAUUGUAAUUUUGCCCCAAUUGCCUCGAUUCUCGGCGCGCUAAAGUUUUCAGAUCAUCGUGAAGAAAAAGUGUUAAAAAUUAGAAAAAAAGCGAGAAAUGAAUUUUAUGUUCAUGUUACGAAAAAAGAUAUACUGGUUACACAACCGGUCGGAAAAAUAUGGCCCUUUCCGAUUAUAGUCAUUAAAAUGCACGUAGAACUAAGCUCAGCGCUCGUGGUGGAAAAAGUUAAAAUCGUUUACAUAGUUAUCACUAUUCACGACAUGGCUUAUUGGCUUAUGAGAUAUUUAAGGUAUAUCUUAAAUCGUAGUCGUGAGAUAAAUUUCAAAAAUUGAAAAACUUGAAAUUAUUGAUUAGUUACUUUUUACCAUGGUUUACGGUUUUAGAUAAUAUAGUGCUAGUUACCUAUAUUAAUUUAUGUACGUUACUACAAUGUUCUUGAACAUUAUUGUAUAUUAGUUGGGUAACUUAUACCAGAUUUGCAGCAAAUGUUUUGUAAAAUCGUUUGUUAUUUGCAUAAAAUAUAACCUAUACAUUUUAUUCAUUUCU